Molecule: messenger RNA, 420 nt
Organism: Candidula unifasciata
Lineage: Eukaryota; Metazoa; Mollusca; Gastropoda; Stylommatophora; Geomitridae
Source: the annotation of a GenBank genome assembly
AUGCCACGGUCGUUUAUGGUCAAGAAAAACACAAACGAGCGCUACAGGCCAUGGGAAAACCAGUCCGAGGAUGAAGGCCCAGGUGACCAGACGUCCAACGAGUGUGGCAAAGGCUUCAAGAGAUCCUCCACACUGUCCACACACAUGUUGAUACACAGCGACACCAGGCCUUACCCCUGCCCCUACUGCGGCAAGAGAUUUCAUCAGAAGUCCGACAUGAAAAAACACACCUACAUACACACAGGUGAGAAGCCUCACAAGUGCACCAUAUGCGGCAAAGCUUUCAGCCAGUCAUCAAAUCUGAUCACCCACAGUCGCAAACAUACAGGAUACAAACCCUUUUCCUGCGCCAAGUGUGGCAGGUCUUUCCAAAGAAAAGUGGACAUGAGGCGCCACAUUGAGCUAGCCAAUCAUUUCUGA